This is a messenger RNA of Cydia pomonella (codling moth), 6314 nucleotides long. RefSeq names its product vacuolar protein sorting-associated protein 41 homolog (gene lt). Gene Ontology annotation, biological process: macroautophagy; endosomal vesicle fusion; protein targeting to vacuole. NCBI's taxonomy places the organism in Eukaryota, Metazoa, Arthropoda, Insecta, Lepidoptera, Tortricidae. The transcript is spliced from 3 exons. The record is from RefSeq and is a predicted model, not a curated record. Gene Ontology annotation, molecular function: protein binding. Bases 501 to 3059 code for a protein of 852 amino acids. Gene Ontology annotation, cellular component: late endosome; HOPS complex.
UUCUCUUCUAUUUUGUUUUGUACCUGUCCGCCAAUGUUUUAUCAAAGUAUCUAAAACACUGCGCCCAAAAAGUGAUAAAUGUUUCUUGUAACAAUUGGGGUUAAUUUGAAGAUUUUGAUGGUUCAUGUUGUUUUAUUCCUUUAAUAGUGCUUUAAAAAUAGUAAAACGUAGUAUGAAUAAUAAACAAUUAAGCACCGCAUUCACAUUAAAAGUUCCGAGUUCAAUUUGUUCAACUUUCCCGCGGAUAUUUUUUUUUUUCAAUUUAUAGUCCGCAUUGUAUUAAGAGAUUAUUAAAUAAGUCAGCUGUAACCAAGCUGUAACAAUGAUCAAUUAGGACCCAAAUAUAACUCAAUUGUCAUCUUAUCUGUCAAUGUCAAAACAAAGAAUUGUAAUCGGAGCGUAGCUAAUGAGGAAAAAAACUAAAUAAUUAAUUGUUUUCCGCCUAAAAAUAGCUAUCAACAUGUAAUAUUACGAACCCACAGUGCGCAUAAAUCAUAAAAAUGGCGUUGAAUAUAGAUAGCUGCGACAGCUUGCCUCCUGACGAGGAGCCAAAACUGAAGUACGAUCGGAUGGGCAACGAUGUACAAAACAUUCUGUUGAAAGACGCAGUGAGCUGUAUUUGUGUGCAUACGAAAUUUAUAUGUUUAGGGACUCAGUGGGGUGUGAUUCACUUGUUGGACCAUGAAGGGAACACUGUGCCAUUAUCUCAAGAUGGUAAAGACAAGGAAUUGCAAGCUCAUGCGAUAGCUGUCAACAGGAUUUCAGUGGACUUGAACGGGGACUACAUCGCGAGCUGCUCGGACGACGGCAAGGUGCUGGUGUACGGGCUGUACACGGACGACAAUGCGCACAACUUGAACCUCGGGCGGGUGGUCAAGUCUGUGGCUUUGGAUCCUUAUUAUUUCAAGUCGGGGUCUGGCAGGAGGUUUCUCACGGGUGACACCAAACUGACGCUGUACGAGAAGACGUUCCUGAACCGACUGCGCAGCACCGUGCUCUGCGAGUGCGAGGGGCACGUGCAGGCCGUGGCCUGGCACGAGCGCUUCGUGGCGUGGGCCAGUGAGGUCGGAGUUCGAGUCUACGACCUGGUCGCACGCUGCUCCCUCGGCCUCAUACCCUGGGAGAAGACCAGCGUGGACUCCAUCGAGGACUACCGCUGCAACCUCCUCUGGUCCGCACCCAAGACCCUCAUGAUCGGCUGGGUGGACACCAUCAGGAUAUGCGUCAUUCGAAAACGAAGUCAAAUCGAACUCCAAACGAGAGACGAUACGGAAUACCUCGUCGAUCCUGUCUAUACUUUCCAAACGGACUAUUUUAUCAGUGGUUUAGGACCUUUGGAAAAUCAAUUAGUACUCCUAGGAGUACCUAAAGAAUGUGACGCGGAAACCAUGAAAGCGCAAAGACCGGUUUUAGCGGUCGCCGACUACAAAGACUGUGACUUCAGCGAAGUUUCAACGGAUAGUCUGAACAUAAGAGGCUAUGAGGAGUACUCCUGCAAUGAUUACUAUCUAGACAUGCUUAUAGAAGAGAAUAGAUUCUUCAUAGUGUCGCCUAAGGACAUAGUGAUUGCCAGUCCUUAUGAUAUUGAUGAUAGAGUCAACUGGCUAACGGAGCAUGGCCGGUAUGAGAAAGCCAUGAGUGUCUUAGAAGAAGUCGGAGGAAAAACGAAUAAAAAUUCAGUAAUGACGGUUGGCGUGCAGUACUUAGAUCACUUGAUGUCUAAACAUUUGUACAGUGAAGCGGCCAUAUUAUGCGCGAGGAUAUGCAAAAGUGAUAAAGCUCUGUGGGAAAAACAAAUCUUAAAAUUUGCUGAAGUCAAUCAGCUGAGAGCGGUUAGCGCUUACGUCCCUAAAACCCCUGAGAAGGCUCUCAGUUCUCAUCUCUAUGAGUUAAUCAUUUAUGAAUAUCUCAAAGUUGAUCCUCCUGGAUUCCUUAAGGUGGUCCAGGAGUGGAAUCCUGGGCUGUACAAGACGGGAAUAAUCGUCAAUGCUGUGCUGGAACACAUUUUUACGACCGAAGUCGAUAAGAAUAUAUAUUUAGAGGCACUGGCUUUGCUCUAUUGCCAUCAAAAGAAAUACGAUAAAGCUUUAACCACAUACUUAACACUCCGCCAUAAGGACGUGUUCACACUGAUAACAACCUACAAAAUGUAUAACGUCAUACACAAUAAGAUUUUAGAACUAAUGAUACUCGACUGUGAUAAAACUCUAUCUAUUCUUGUCAACUCUCGCGAUAAAAUACCCGUAGAAGUCGUUAAGAAACAAUUAGAAAACCACGAUAUGUAUCUCUUUAAAUACCUCGACGCAUACAGUAAGGUAGAACAGAACGGGAAAUAUCACGGAGAGCUAGUGAAGCUUUACGCUAAAUAUGCAAGCGCUAAAUUACUUCCAUUUCUUAAAAGCAGCGAUAACUACCCCAUAGAACAAGCACUAGAUAUCUGUCAAAGCAAUAAUUUCUACCCCGAAAUGGUUUUUCUACUCGGUCGGAUAGGCCGAACGCAGGAAGCCCUUCAGAUCAUAAUAGAAAAACUGAACGAUAUAAAUCAAGCGAUCACUUUCUGUCAGGAGCAUAACGACACAGAACUUUGGACGGACUUGAUAAAACAAACCGUUGACAAGCCGGAAUAUGUCUCUCUUCUACUAAAACGGAUAGGGAAUUACUUAGAUCCCCGGAUGCUAAUAGAAAAUAUUCAGCCCGGGUGCGAAAUUAAAGAUUUAAAGGAUUCCCUUGUGAAAAUGAUGUGCGAUUACCACUUACAGCUGUCCGUUCAAGAAGCUUGCAAGCCGAUAACUUUAAAAAACUAUUUUGAGUUGCAUGAGAAAUUAAUCUUUGGGCAGCAGAAAGGAAUUUCAGUGACGGAUGACUUCGUGUGCAGUAGCUGUCUAGGGAGGAUUAUAACGAGGGAUUUGUCGAAGGCGUCCGAUUUGAUAGUGUUUAACUGCAGGCACUCGUUCCAUAUAGAGUGUUUGAGGCAAGUGGCGCCAUCUCUGGACCAUUGCGCGGUGUGCAGCGCCAGCGCCGACGGCAGGCCGCUCGGAGACGCGGCCGCGGCCCACUGAACAAGUGGACACACCCCCGUAUGUCCGCUGCACAUAUUGGGCCAAAAUAAGCGCUAAGGGACGCGGUUAUGCGUUAGAGGAAGCAAGUGGUUUUUUUUCUGAAACCGGUUUUGCUCUAAUUUCGGCCGAUACGUGAUUUUAAUGCCGAAGGCUGCCGAAACCGAAGCUUCGGUCGAACACUUAUAGGAUUAUAGCCGCGUUCCUUAGAUUAGCCUGUUGGCCCAAUAUAUACUCGGUAUUAAACGUUCAGUUCGAGUACAUAACACACACAGCGUGCGAGAAAUACUAACACUGCAGAUGAGGGUGUUUAUCUCGAGCGCGACAUGUGUGAAAAUGUCACUUGUGCUAGCCCUGGUAUAAGGCGUCUGUCCCACCGCCGACGACGGAGUGACAUUUGCUCGCUCAAGAAAUCAACGUGAAGAUUUAGAUUCCAUGCAGAACGAUUGGACAAGAAAUAUAUAUAUAUAUAUAUACAGGAUGUAACAAACAUAGUGGGGAUCUGUCUAAGGGCAUAUUCGGUAUCGUGUUUUGUUUAGGAAACAGUAUAAGAAAAAAAUAUGUGCCUGUUUACAUAUUGAUGACUGUUUAGUACGAGUACGUACAUUUGCUACUAAACGUAAGUACUACCUCGGACGAUUGAUAUGUCACAGGUUUUUAUUGUUUGGUUGAAUUAAAUGUAAUGCCCGUGUUACAACAACGCUAUACGCAAGAUUUAAUUACUUUUUAUAAAAAAAAAGUAUGUCCGUAAACUUAUAUUACCUACUACUUUUCAAAAUUCGAAAUUAAUACAGAAGCAACCCUAGUGCGGCGGGCAAGUUAAGGUAUGUAUUUUCAAGAACGGCGGGAACGGACCUUCUGUUUAUUUUUUAUUUUGUGCUAGUAUAUAUACUAUUAUAGUAUAUACUAUUAUUUAUUCUGUGACACGAUACCGAAUAUGCCCUUAAACAGAUCCCCACUAUUUUUGUUACACCUUGUAUUAUUCGUUGUUCGCUUACUGUUCAGUUCACACUGCGGGAACUUACCUCUUCAGUGCUUUCGAAACAAAAACUCGUUAAGUAUCGGCGGUGUGACAACUGCCUAAAAAUGGUAAAUGGAAUUACCCACUGAGUGAACACUAUUGGCUACCAGCAAGUCAUUCAAGCUCAACCCUAGGUAGGACUGCAUAUUCCAAAUGUAUUCAUAUUUUUUCAUGUAAAAUUAGGUUUAUUUUGUACUAGAACUCAAUUAUAGUCUGUCAAGCAAAGUAUGUCAGUAGCAAUGUACAGCAAAGGGAAGUAGAGCAACACUCAAAAAGCAGUAUUGCGUUAAGAAAAGCAGCAAUGUACAUCGAACCAAAAUAUGUAACUAUCAUAACCUCAAAUUUUACAAAUAUUUACGAUCAACGAGCGUGAUUGUAUAUUGUGUGCACUUUGACUUGGCUUAAGUUCAUGCACAAGCUUAUUUAAUAUUACGGCAGAAAUUUCUCUUGAAAUAGCAACGAUUCAGAAUUAUGGAGUGUGGAAUUAAGAGGAGUGACAUCUCUUAUGAUAGAACUGUUGCAAAAGUGUCCAGCUGUCAGCUGUAAAUAAUAGUUCCAAAUCUCUCUAGAGUAGCGCUAGAGUAGCUAAGAUCCUAGGCGCUAUUGACGGAGUGAAGUGCGUUGUCUAUGAUUUGAUUUUUUUAUUCAAGUAUUCUAGGUAUUGUAGCGCCACCCAUUUAAGGUUUUUAGAUGACACUUUUUGGUACAUGGAGAUUUAUUUCCUUACCUCCACCUUCCGUAUUCAGAAUGUAAACAAACAUGAUGGCUGUCAUUCACUAUCCACAUUCCACAGAUAAAAUACAGAUGACACGCGAUUUUGGAAUUAUUCGAAAACAAGUGUUGCUAGCCCGCGAUUUUUAAAAUUUGCCGCCUUUUGCUACUGACAAGAUUUGCUUGACCGAGUAUAUAAACUAUGUACGGUCGCCUUGAAUAAUUGCCACGAUUUCUAAAACUUGGGCUGUGCCCCUCGUUUAUGUGAAUGUAUGUACUUACACCUACGCUAAUCCACAUUACACGGUGUUUUUUACAAGCUGUUCUUUAACUUGCCCUUUUGGUAUACGUUAGCAAAGAGAAUUUGAAAUAGAGGUGAAUUGUCAAAUAAAACUUUGAGGCCAUAGUAAAUUUACUGCCAUCUUUCAACACAUGAUUAAAACUUUUAGAACGCUAUUUGACUUUGAUCCUUAUUCUUUCACUGAUUUGAGUUAAAGUUAAAUAUCAAAAGGUGGCGCCAUCUACUAGAUCAUAGGUCAUGGCGCCAUUGCUAGAAACGAUGCCGCCAUACCUUUGGCCUAUGCUCUACUUAGAUAGUGUUAUUUUUUGAUAUUUAACAAAUUUAACUCAUAUGUGAAAGAAUAAGGAUCAAAGUCAAAUGGAGUUCUAAAAGUUUUAAUCAUGUGUCGAAAGAUAGCAGUAAAUUUGCUGUGGCUACAACAUUUACUUUGACAAUCCACCUCUAUUUCAAAUUCUCUUUGACGUUAACGUGGGUCAAAUCUUGGAAGCUAAAUUUUACCCACUUCCCGAUUUCGUAUUGUAAGUCGGGUGACAAUGCAAUAUCAUGGUACCAUCAAGCUGAUCUGAUGAUGGAGACAGAAGGUGGGCAUAGGAACUCUGUGAUGAAACAACGCUACCUAAUUGUGUUUGGGGUUGUUAGAACUGUCUCGAUGAGUAUUAGUUACCUGUAGAAAAGUACAGUCAGCGAUAAAAGCUUGUACGAAAAAUUGAUUUUCUGACUAAAAGCGGUAUGGCUAAGUAUAUUUAAGGAAACUGAAUAGUAUACUUUUUAUUUUGUUUUUAUUCUUCGUAAAAAGUAAUUGUUGUUGCAACCACGGACAUAUCCAUUAAACAAUUUAUGUAUUUUAAUAAAUCGUACAGUCACGUCUGAAAAUAUGGAUACAGACGAAGUGCCAAAUAUAUGUGUACUCGACCUUAUGGCCCAUAAAUUAAGGUGUAUACAUAUUUUUGGCACUUUGUCGUCUGUUAUUAUAUUUUCAGAGGUGACCGUAUGUCAAACAUAUUGCAAAAAUAGAAACAAUAUAUUUAUAUUAAUCGCUUCUAUUUUACUAGCAGCGAGGCUCUCGUUUCGAAUAGUGCAGGGCAGCAGAGCAUUACUCGUGAAAACUAUACAUUUCGACGUCGACUCGGAAACGCACCGCAAUUGCAAAAAUCCCAAUACAAUAUAUGCCCCUCUGCUGCGUCUGCCACACACACACCCCCUAGUCCUCCGACGAUAUCAACUU